AUGCCGCCUCAACCCCAAUCCAAAAGCGGGGGACUUUCGCUGUACGCAAACCUUCUCGAUCCAGCUUCCGAGAGCUCUACAGCUCCGGGGACGAUAGCCAAAGCCCCGGUACUCUUCACGCAGAGCUCUGAAGGGGGCAUAGAUACAGACGAAACUUCUGCAGAUAAGCAACAAAAAAGUGCCGCAUCUUUGCGAUUCCAACCCAUCAAGAGACCGCAGUUACCAAAUCAGAAGCCAAAGGCAAAACCCGCAUUCCCUAAGCCAGCAUCAACACCCUCCGCGACGGGUUAUACGACUGCUGCAACAACUUCGUCUACGCGCCUACAGGUCAAGACCACCCUCGCCGAUUGGGCCUCGACGGCCGAUGACGACGAUGUGAACGGUUUUUAUGGGCAGGAAAAACGACAACGUGGAGGUCGCAAGAAGCGGAAGAAGAACCGAGAUGGACCAGAAAUGAUUACAAACUGGGACGACAUCUACGAUCCAUCCAGGCCCAACAAUUAUGAGGAAUAUAAACGAAGCGAUGAAAAAAUACGAGAAGUGAGAGAAUGGAAAGAUCGGCUGUAUGCGCAUCGUAUGGCUAGGCGACGCAGCAAUGACUACGAUAGUGACGAUGAAUCUCCGCUGCCACGGAACCGGCAAUUCGCUCCUCCUUCCUAUAACUUUGCGCCGCCGGCCAACCUCAAUGACACGUCGAAGGUAUUGUCCAACGACAGUGGUGAAGAUGUCUACGCACAGCGGUUCCAGAGGACUAGAGAACAAGACCAUGAAGUGGACAUGGAAGAUAUAGAUUACCAACCUCCGCCUCCGCCGGCCGCUAUACCAAAUGAAGCUACAGGAGACGAUGCCUAUGCGCGAAGGCUCCAGAUGAGCCAGCAACCACCGCCUCCUCCGCCUCCGGAACAACCCCAAGUUCCUAGCAAACCGUCAAUGUCGGCCUUUCAACCUGCUUCGGCGACGAUAUCGCGCGCACCGGUACGGUAUACAUUACCUCCUGCCCCAGAAGAUAUACCAGCGACAGAAGAGGAGCUCGAGGCUGUUUUCGCCGAGGAAGAGCCGGUACAGGAUGAAGGAGAGGAAGCCCCUCGCUCCCUACGGCCAGGACAAAAAGGCUUCGCUGAACGUCUCAUGGCAAAAUAUGGCUGGACCAAGGGGUCUGGUUUGGGUGCUACCGGCACCGGAAUUGUCAACGCGUUACAAGUGAAAGUAGAGAAGUCAAAGAAGAAACCGGAUUCAGAAGGCGGAGGCUUUGCAACACCUGCAGGUCGUGGCAAGAUUAUCGCUAGCAAGAAGAAGAACGAGGAAGAAGGAAAGUUCGGGCCAAUGAGUGAAGUUAUUGUACUAUACGGCAUGCUAGACGGUAUGGAUUUGGCGAACGAAUUGGACAACAGCCAAGGGGGCGGUCUCAUGCAGGAGAUAGGCGAAGAAUGCAACGAAAAGUAUGGCCGUGUCGAAAGAGUCUUCGUACACCGGGAAAGCAAUGACCCAAUUCCAGUGUUUGUCAAAUUCACUGCUCAAUUAUCAGCUUUACGAGCUGUCAACGCGUUGGAAGGACGGAUAUUCAAUGGAAAUAAGAUUACUGCCAAAUUCUAUGACACCGAGAAGUUUGAAAAGGGUGUAUAUCAAUAG
Messenger RNA from Talaromyces amestolkiae, 1629 nucleotides. RefSeq lists its product as uncharacterized. Gene Ontology annotation, cellular component: precatalytic spliceosome. The coding region runs from base 1 to 1629 and encodes 542 amino acids. Gene Ontology annotation, molecular function: nucleic acid binding. Gene Ontology annotation, biological process: mRNA cis splicing, via spliceosome. Lineage: Eukaryota; Fungi; Ascomycota; Eurotiomycetes; Eurotiales; Trichocomaceae. The record is from RefSeq and is a predicted model, not a curated record. The transcript has 5 exons.